This is a messenger RNA of Cladophialophora psammophila CBS 110553, 460 nucleotides long. RefSeq lists its product as uncharacterized. The transcript has a single exon. The record is from RefSeq and is a predicted model, not a curated record. NCBI's taxonomy places the organism in Eukaryota, Fungi, Ascomycota, Eurotiomycetes, Chaetothyriales, Herpotrichiellaceae. The coding region runs from base 46 to 360 and encodes 104 amino acids.
AUAAGCGAAGUAUGUAGUUCCGAGUUGUUCGAGGCUAUCAAUUCUAUGUUCACUUGGUAUACACACGCAAAAACAUACUAUGUCUACCUGGCUGAUGUAUACCGUGCAGGAUUAUUCGACCCACAUACCGUUCCUGCAGAAUUCUCAGACAGCCGGUGGUUUCAACGAGGGCGGACCCUCCAAGAGUUAAUGGCCUCGAAGGAUAUUUCUGUUGAUACCCGAGACUGGACUUGGAUCGGGACCAAAUCUUCUCUUAUUGAGGUUCUCCAGACAAUUGGGGUCAGCCAGGCUGCCUUGACACUAGAAAGGGGGUUUCUAGAUUAUUCGCUGACUCAAAGGAUGUCAUGGGCUUCGAAAUGACAAACAACCCCGCUUGAGGACCGUGCCUACUGUUCUGCUUAGGCUCUUCAAUGUCAAUAUUCCCUUUCUAUAUGGUGAGUGCUCAAGUGCCUUUUUAAAG